ACUCAGUCUGGCAUUGUUAUUCGUCUGCCAUCUUGCUCCACCCCCUCAAUUGUCUUUUAAAAUAUAAGUGUUAGUGAGACAGCAUUCAAGAUGGGCCCUACAAAAACAUCACUCCUUCGCUCAAUUGGGAUGUGCCCCCCUGAGUAGGGGAGAAAGAGUUGAGGAAGAGGCAGCCUGGGAACUUGAGCAGUGCCCUGUGUGCUCCUGGGAGUGAGGAGUGUGUGUCUGACCUGCCAGUGGGGAAGGGACAGCCAAAAUUUCAAAAUUUAAAUGACCUAUGUAGUCACCAAGUGAUUUAGAAUAUAACAGGGUUAUUCUGUUCAUAUUAUCACAUUGGUGAUAUUGGCCAGAAUGUUUUCUCAGCCAUGAACCCCCAUUUUUGUUUUCAUUUUUGCUUUUUGUCGGAUAGUCCUAGAGGUUUUUUAUUCUAUGUAUGUACUUAAAAGUGGGAGAGGUUUUAGACCUCUUCAAAAUCUUUUUUAGAAAAUAGAUAUCCAAGCUGAGGUCCAAUAUUAUGUCCAUUACCUUGUGGGUUUGCCCUCCACAGCAAGCCCUUUCCUGGCAGUAUCUAUGGGCAGCUCUAGUAACAAGGCAGGUCCUCAGAAGCCAGGGUAUGUGAGUGGAGCAAGAAGAGAGUGGAGCAUGAAAUAAGAUCCUGAGAGGUGAGAACAUGGUGGAAUGGAUGCAGACAGGAAAAUGGGUUGCCUGAGUGAGAUCUACCCCAGCAGGGGAGUAGCACAGGAAUGCUUUUUUCUCAGGACAGCAGAAGAACCUGGACCAGGCCAACUGCCAGAGAGUACUGAGAGAGCCCUGGACUGGAUCAAGCAGUUGCAAGGCCAACAUGGCGUACCAGAAGGAGAAGGAGAUGGUGACAUUCCAGAAUGUGGCAGUAGAAUUCUCUCCAGAGGAGUGGGCAUGCCUUGACUAUGCUCAGCGGAAUUUUUAUAGGGAUGUGAUGUUAGAGAACUACAGAAACCUGGUCUCCCUUGGUCUUGCUGUCUCAAAGCCAGAGCUGAUUGCAUGUCUGGAGCAAAGGAUAGAGCCCUGGAUUAUGAAGAAAGAGGAAACAACAGUUAAAUAUCCAGAAUUGUCUUCAAAUUGCACCAAAGACCUAUUGGUAGAGCAGGGCAUAAAAGAUCCAUUUCAGAAAUCAAUAAUGAGACUAUGUGGAAGCUGUGGCCUUGAAAAUAUACACUUAAAUAGAGAUUGGGAGUGUGUGGUUCAGUGUAAGAAGCAUAAAGUAUGUUCUGAUAGUCUUACCCAAUGUUUGUCUACUUGCCAUAGAAAAAUCUUUAAAUGCUAUAAAUGUAUAAAAGUCUUUAGCAAAUCAUCAAACCUAAAUAGACACAAGACAAGACAUACUGGAGAUAAAACUUUCAAACUUACUGAAUGUGGCAAAAUUUUUAAUCACAGCUCUAAUGUACCUGGACAUAGGAAAUGUCAUACCAGAGAGAAACCCUACAAAUGUGAAGAAUGUGGCAAAGCCUUUACCCAUUGCACACACCUUACACGACAUAAAAUAAUUCAUACUGGUGAGAAACCCUACAGAUGUGAAGAAUGUGGCAAAGCCUUUACCUGGUGUACAAACCUUACUCUACAUAAAAGAAUUCACAUGGGAGAGAAACCAUACCAAUGUGAAGAAUGUGGAAAAGCCUUUACCCAGUGCAUACACCUUACUCAACAUAAAAUAAUUCAUACAGGAGAGAAACCCUACAAAUGUGAAGAAUGUGGCAAAACCUUUACUAGGUGCACACACCUUACUCAUCAUAAAAGAAUUCAUAGUGGAGAGAAACCCUACAAAUGUGAAGAAUGUGGCAAAGCCUUUACCAGGUGCACACAGCUUACUGAACAUAAAAGAAUCCAUACUGGUCAGAAACCCUACAAAUGUGAAGAAUGUGGCAAAGCCUUUGCCUGGUGUACAAACCUUACUCUACAUAAAAGAAUUCAUACUGGAGAUAAACCCUACAAAUGUGAAGAAUGUGGCAAAGCCUUUACCCGGUGCACACACCUUACUCAACAUAAAAGAAUUCAUACUGGAGAGAAACCCUACAAAUGUGAAGAAUGUGGCAAAGCCUUUAGUAAAUCAUCAAAUCUAAAUAGACACAAGAAAAGACAUACUGGAGAAAAAAGAUUCAAACUUAAUGAAUGUGCCAAAAUUUUUAAUCACAGCUCUAAUAAACCAUACAAAUGUAAAGAAUGUGGCAAAGCAUUUACCCAGUGCACAAACCUUAUUCGACAUAAAAGAAUUCAUACUGGAGAGAAACCCUACAAAUGUGAAGAAUGUGGCAAAGCCUUUACCCGGUGCACACACCUUACUCGACAUAAAAGAAUUCAUACAGGAGAGAGAUCCCACAAAUGUGAGGAAUGUGGCAAAGCCUUUACACAAUCCUCAACCCUUACUCAACAUAAAAGAAUUCAUACUGGAGAGAAACCCUAA
Microcebus murinus (gray mouse lemur) is the source of this 2437-nucleotide messenger RNA. NCBI's taxonomy places the organism in Eukaryota, Metazoa, Chordata, Mammalia, Primates, Cheirogaleidae. The record is from RefSeq and is a predicted model, not a curated record.